Molecule: messenger RNA, 644 nt
Organism: Angiostrongylus costaricensis
Lineage: Eukaryota; Metazoa; Nematoda; Chromadorea; Rhabditida; Metastrongylidae
Source: the annotation of a GenBank genome assembly
AGCUACAAAAAUUCAAUUACCUACUCAACUCCUUAAAAGGGGAACCCCUACAAUCGAUGAAGAAGUUCCAACUCACCAAGCAAAACUACUUAAAAGCCAUAGAAUUCCUCACUGAUAAGUACGGUAAUCCUGAAGAACUCAUUCGCCAGCUCCUCAAAAAGAUGGACAAAAUCUCCCUUCACUCGUCGUCCAUACACGAGCAACGCAGACUAUUGGAAGACAUAGAAGCCAUCAUAGGCCAAUUAGUGCAAAAAGGUGAAAAUGUCGACAAUCAGUCCAUGUAUCAAAAGGUUCUUUCGAAAUUUCCAGUCGGGAUCCAACGUAAAGUUAUUCACAAAAAGAUCACUUCUCCCGACGAACCUUUCACCAUGCAGCAGCUUCUAAAAUAUUUUGAAGUGGUUAUAACCAGCGAGGAACAGGUAUGUCGCCAGAUCAGCGCAACACCUCCUCGAGAUACAGUCAGCUUCGACAACAAAGUCAAACACUGGAAGCCGCCGACAACAAGGCUCCGGUGUAUGUAUUGUAAAGGCGACCAUAAGCCUUUCCAUUGCAGUAAAUACGAAACACCUCAAAGAAGAUACCAGUACCUUCAAAAUAAUAAGCUAUGCAAUAUUUGCGCUUCUCCAUCCCACAGCACAAUUUAG